Molecule: messenger RNA, 1211 nt
Organism: Scylla paramamosain (green mud crab)
Lineage: Eukaryota; Metazoa; Arthropoda; Malacostraca; Decapoda; Portunidae
Exons: 3
Coding region: 67-1116 (349 amino acids)
Source: RefSeq, a predicted model, not a curated record
UAGACCUGAGCACAUAUAAACAAAUCCACGUGCUACCUUUACUUCGCCCACAGCUUCGCCGCUAUCAUGAGUGUGCCUGCCUCUUCUGUUCUCCUCCUCUCUCCACGAGAAAAAGCUGUCGCACUCACAAAUGCUCAACGCCAGAGACUGUCUGAGGUGAUAACUUCAAAGAAAAUCCUGUUGGAUCAUUCUACAGACUUCAACGGGAUAAGAAAAAAACAGAAAGCUUGGGAGGAAGUAGCUGCUGAAUUCAACCUCAGCUACCCUGCUGAACGUCCCAGGACAGUAACCCAGCUCAAACGGGCUUGGGAGUACAUACGAGUGAAGAAGAAUCACAAGAAAUUUCUUCAUGAGUCCUUCAAGACUGGUGGAGGGCCAUCACCAAAACCAGUCACAGAUGACUUCUUGGCUGUUGCAACAGAUGCACUGGCUGUGGAGCUGCAAUUUGCAGACAACCAGCUAGAUAGCUUAGUACCCAUAGUCAUAAGAGAAGAGGAAGUGGAAAUAAUUGACGACGACAUGCUUCCUGCAUGUACAAUAGCAGCAGGACCAUCGACAACACCAGCAGCAGGACCAGCAACAGCACCAGCAGCAGGACCAGCAACAGCACCAGCAGCAGGACCAGUGACAGCACCACCACCAGGACCAGCAACAGCACCAGCAGCAGGACCAGCAACAACACCACCACCAGGACCAGCGACAGCACCACCACCAGGACCAGCUUCAGCACCACCAACAGUUACAGCAACAGCACCAGCAAUGGCACCAGCAACACCACCAGCAGGGGCAGCAACAGCACCAGGAGGAACAUCACAAACUGGACCCUCCACCCGUAGAGGCCGAAAGAGACCCCUACGCAGUGAGAGGGAGGAAUGUUUCCGCGCUAUUCGAGAAGGUGCAGAGACCUUGAAUGACGACUUGAAAGUGUCAUUGCAAAACUUCUCUGCUCUAUGUGAGAAGCUUGGCAAUCAAGCUGAAGUGGCAGCAAAUGCAUUUGCUCAGGCAAUGCAAACAUCAACAAAUGCAUUUGUUCAGACUAUGCAUAAUGUUGAUAGCACUAUGGAACAAGUACGCAAGUACUACAGCCCAGCUUCUGGGAGACCCAGCAGUCUGUAAGUAUCCUGUGUGUGUGUGUGUGUGUGUGUGUGUGUGGUGUGUGUGUGUGUGUGUCUGUGUGUGUGUGGUGUGUGUGUGUGUGUGUGUGUGUGUGU